AAAGAAGUUACAUUAGGAUAUUAACAAUUAACAAAAUUAUUUCAAUCUUUGAAGUGUUUGAUCAUGUAACAGGAAAACGUAACUAGACUGGGAACAAGCCGGUGUUCCUGUAGAUGUAGAUAAUCCAUAAGCACGGUAUGCUCAGGAGUCUCUAAGGACGCGCGAGUCUCUCGUCUUUCUCGCGACGUAAUCGUCAGCAUAAAAUUCCCCUAGAGACGCCGCAGUGUUUUCAAUCGCCGCAAUUACCACGGAAUGUGGUAGCCCGGUCGCCUGGAGCCGGAACGGAGGGGGUGGGAAUAAUAAAACGUUAGGCGUGUCGGCGUCCGUUUUUUACGCGUACAACGCCGAGCGGCCGCGGUUUUCGCCACGGUACUCGACCGGUCGACUCAGGUUGACCAGGCCGGCAGAUUAGGUAUUCAGGUUCCACCAGUCCCGACCAGUCGGAAUAUCGAACAGGCGGAAUGUCAAGGGUGCACGUGACCGCGACGCCACGACGCUCCGAGAAUGCCUGGACCGUGGACGCGCGGCGAUAGCGUACCUGAACCUGAAAUACGAGGAGGGUAUGCUCUUGUGGGGUAGCGAGCGGGCGGUAGCCUUUGUCGUGGAAUGGAGACGGAGAGCGUGAAGUCCGGGGCUAGCGAGCAUAGCCAUAGCCACCACAGCAGAAGCUCCCAGAAGCAUCAUCGAUCAUCCCACAGCUCGAAGCAGCAUCACAGGCAGCAUUCUCAUCGUACCGCCAGGAGCAAUCGAAGUCAAAGGAAGGAGAGACCGAAUUUGGACACUAGCGAAAUGGCACCGUUUCAAACGACGGUGAACGUCCGCGGGGAUAGCGUGGACAACCUGGGUCAGGAGGUGAUCGAGGUGCAGAUACUGCCACAGGAUGAGAAUUGGGGUGAGAACACUACGGCCGUCACUGGCAAUACCUCUGACAGAUCGGAGUCGACUGAGGACGUGAGCCACUGGCCGAACGAGAACGAUGGCACGUUCGGUUCUAGCUGCAAUCGCUACGUUGGUCCAAUUGUAGCGAUGAUACUUGGGAUAAGCGCCUUCCUCAGUCCUAUAGCCAUGGUUAUUCUGCCUAAACUGGGAUUCUUUCCCGACUCGACAACGGUACUGACGAUGCAGCAGAAAUUGCACCUACUUUCGUGUAAUGCCGAGUGCAAGGGCGAACUGCUGGGAUUGGCCUUCAAGCUGGUGCUACUGGUUAUUGGUAGCUGGGCUGUGUUCCUGCGCCCACGAGCCGCCACUAUGCCGCGCAUAUUUUUGUUCAAGGCGGGAGUGCUGUUGCUCACCACACUGUGCAUUUGUACUUAUUGGCUUUUUUACGUUGUACAGGUCACCGAGAGUGCUAAGACUGUUGCCAAUGGCGAGAUAACAGAGUACAAAAGUUUAGUAAAUUACGCGGGUACCCUUGCCAAUACGCUCUUGUUUAUACACUACACCGCAGUGCUCCUUAUUGAAAUUCGUCAUCUACAGCCUACGUUUUAUCUUAAGGUCGUUAGAUCACCGGACGGUGAAUCGAGGUCCUAUGCGAUCGGCCAGUUAUCGAUACAGAGAGCAGCCGUAUGGGUUCUGGAGAGAUAUUACACGGAGUUUCCGAUUUACAAUCCGUAUUUGGAAAGGCUGCCGGUUUCGAAGUCUGGUAGGAAGCAAUCGAGUUUUAAGUUCUAUGAGGUCGACGGCGGAGUGACCGGCGGUAUGCAGUCGCGCGGCGGUAGCGGAGACCGGGCGGUUCUGGCGGCACAGGCGCGUCGCCGCGACUCGAGUCACAAUGAGCGCUUUUAUGAAGAGCACGAUUACGAGCGACGAGUACGAAAGCGCCGCGCAAGGCUCAUCACCGCUGCGGAGGAGGCGUUCGCGCAUAUCAAACGUUUGCACUCCGAAGUGGAGUCUGCACCAAAUCCCGGGCCGAUGGACCCUAUGGAAGCCGCGCAAGCGGUAUUUCCUUCUAUGGCGAGAGCUCUGCAAAAGUACUUGAGAAUCACUCGGCAACAACCGCGUCACUCGGUAGAAUCUAUCUUGAACCGACUCGCUCGAUGUUUGGCCCAGGACGCGGCGCCGCGCGCCUUCUUGGAACCAUUCUUCGCCGCAAGCCCGGUUCUAUCAAAUGAGAAAGAAAGACAAAAGCGAUCACAUCAUUGGGCAUUGGUAUGUGAAGGCGAGCUACCCUCUCGCUCGAUUGCUAACGGUUGUGAGUUUCAGUUGAGGCAGGGCGAAGUAGCGCUUCUGUGUACGGCAUACAGAUUGCCACACUUUAAUCUCACCGAACAAUUAGCACAUCCCAAAUCGAAUAAGUUUCUUCUGCGAUUGAAUUCAGAAACCUCUGUUUAAGAUAAAGGAAUAAGUCUUAUCUUCCGAUGCAGAUGAAAUUAAACUUCUUUUAAAUAUCUCCAAGACAAAUAUGCUUGAAAAGAUUUAGCACAAAUGACAUUUUAGAUGAGAUGAUGUUUAAUACAAAGUUUUUUUUGUGACAGGAAUAUUAUUAGAAACUUUAUUUUGUACUGAAAACAUGACAUUGUAGAUACUAAAUUUCAUGUAGCAAAUAUUUUUUAAUCGUUAUUUUGAUUAAAUUUCAUUUGGUUCAAAAAUUCUUCGCAGAAUUUUCAUAAAAUUGAAAAAUAAAUCUUAUCAUCUAAAACUUGUUUCACUAAGCAUGGAUUGUACAACUGUAAGUUGUAAGUAUUUAGAGAUUUUUAAAUAGACUGAGAGAAGCACAGAACAGAAAGAGAUAGGAAUAAUUUUCCAUCACUUUCUUAACAACUUCAUGACAUUAAUAAGUGAUACAUACUUCUCAACAUAUUUUCAGGAAACUAUUACGGGGUAAUAAUUAGUUUGUACUAUAAUAUAAAAUACUCAGUUUUUUUUUAUCUUUAAAACAUGCGCACACGCGUACAUACAUUUAUUUAUUCCAUUGCAUAUCAUGAUUUGUAUAUAUGCACACCUUAAAUAUAUCUAAAUUGAUUUUUAAUGUGUAUAUAUACACAUACUUUUAUUUUUUAAGGCAAAAUAUAGAUUACAGAUAAUAUUAAAAUGGUUUGCCUACAGUCAAGCAUACAAUAAAUAUUGGGUCUAUUUGGACUUAUAAUUUCGCUUUUGUAUUUUUGAAUAAGUAUAUAUGAUAAAUUUUUUAUUUUAUUAUAUAUACAACUUUUUUUAAAAUAAUACUAGUACAUUGAUUUAGAAAAAAAAUAAAGAAUACUUUUCUGUUCUAGAACAGAGACAAGUAUAGAAUAUGUUUCUAAUCUAUUACCUUACAAAUGUAUUUUAUACAUUUCCGAAAGUUUGCAAGAAGGAAUCUGAACAAUUCUGAAGAAUCCAAUGGAUAAGGGUUUUAAUGAUUAAAUAUUUAUACUGAUAUAUUUACAUUAAUUCUUAUACAUUCCUUAGUUUGAUAAACCGAUACUUGUAAUAUCGUACUUACACGAAGGAGAUAUGCUUUAAAUAUAUAAAAUUCAUAUGUAUGUGUUCAUACGUAUAUAUGCACAUAUAGCAGCACACGCGAUUUAUACAUUUUAUUGUUAAGGGAAAAAUAUAGGAUUCAUAUCUUGGUAUCUUGUGUUCUGCAAUGUAACAGUACGCACAGUAAACACAUAUACUUGAUAUUUAUAGUUUUAAUUUUUGUAUUUCAACGUUUUUUUAUAUUAUUUUACUUUGAUAUAGUAUUUACUUAGUAUGUAGAUAUACAUACACACGAAUGAUGAACGAAUUACUAUAUUAUAAAAGAUUCCAAUACAAUUUAUUGGAUCUGUUAAGUUUGUUCUCCUCAAUGUUCAUGCAAAACAUUUCUGCGUUGUGAUUAGAUAAGAAUUAUGAUCUAUCGAUAAUUUAUAUAUCUAUAUACAUGCUGUGCGCGUAUAAAUUAUCCUUUUUUGUUUACUCUUAAAUGUUGGCUAAUAAUACAGAAAGAGCAUUAGAAAAAUGCUUUACGCACAAAUAAAGUUUGAAAAUAAUUUUAUAUACUAGUCAAAUUUUUUUUCAUCAAACUGUUUUAUCACAGUUUUUCGUCUUCCUGUUUAAUUCAUAGCUAUUGUAAUGAUUAUUCAGCACAAACAUUUACGAGUAAAUUGUGAAAGUAAUUUUAAACGUGAAUAAUUAAAUUUGUGGAUCAUAUAUAAUAAUAUAAUUUAAUAAUUAAAACUCAUUAAUUACAUAUCUCUUGACGCGUAUCUCUAUGCGGAUUUAAGCAUAUUAUUUGAUAAUCAGAUAUAAAUUUACGUAUUCUUUAAUAUGUAUAUAGUAAACAGAAAUUCUAUAAUUGGAUAUAUAUGUAUAUAUUCGUACAAAUCUUUUAUCAUUGGACUAAUAGACGACGAUAAAUUACAAGUCUAAUAAUGGAAAAAAGUGAGAUUUUUAUAUUGAGAAAUAAUUAACAUUGUUGAAUUUCUUUAUCACAUUCGGAGAUUAUAUGACUUCAUCGUCGUAAUAAGAUUAAUAAAAAAAGUAAAAGCGUAAAUUUUCUAUGAGGACAUGAGCUUUCCAAGAAAGCGUACAGUUUAUAAUAAGCACACGUAUUUUUAUGCUUGUAUAAUUUUUUCACCGAUAUCGUACGCUUCGCUACAUUUGUAAAUUGUACAAGAUGAAAGUAAAAAACAUCUGUAAUUUUUUUAGACUGUGCUAGUUCGAAGCAUCUUGACUUAAAAAACAUUGGAUUUAAAUUGAGGAGAUUAAUAUAAUUUGUUUGUAACUUGAGAUUCUUAUGAGUAUGUAUUUUUUUUCACUGACGUGAGCUUUUGCUAUGAAUGUCUUUUUUUAUUUAUGUGUGCUCGUGAUGACUGUGUACUAUUUGAAAGAUAAAAUAUACAUUUUAAUGUAUAAAA
Molecule: messenger RNA, 4817 nt
Organism: Monomorium pharaonis (pharaoh ant)
Lineage: Eukaryota; Metazoa; Arthropoda; Insecta; Hymenoptera; Formicidae
Gene: Vang
Product: vang-like protein 1
Exons: 5
Coding region: 607-2331 (574 amino acids)
Biological process (GO): multicellular organism development; Wnt signaling pathway, planar cell polarity pathway; establishment of planar polarity
Cellular component (GO): plasma membrane
Source: RefSeq, a predicted model, not a curated record